Messenger RNA from Oncorhynchus keta (chum salmon), 2732 nucleotides. RefSeq lists its product as uncharacterized. Lineage: Eukaryota; Metazoa; Chordata; Actinopteri; Salmoniformes; Salmonidae. The record is from RefSeq and is a predicted model, not a curated record. The transcript is spliced from 4 exons. Bases 344 to 757 code for a protein of 137 amino acids.
UCUGUGAUAUAUUGAACCUUUGAAGAGUGUUCUCUGUCUGUGUCUGUCUCUGCUCUCACUGCAGAUUAUGGAGAGAUUGGUUGAUUGAUUAUCAGAGAGUAACUUUACCAACGCUACCUCUGCUAGCUUCUCUCUGGGGUGAGGAGACAGAGAACACAGGGAGAGGAGAGGACAGGCGAGAAAGAGAAGAGUGGAGUGAAAAAGCAGGGAAGAGUAUCAAAAGAAGAGGUGAGGACUGACUGAGGAGAGUGGGAGGACCAAGCCUCUGAGUGGACUGAUACAGGAAGAGCGGUAGAGAGGGAGGGUGUUGACCCCCUGUUGCCCCGCUGUUGGGAUAGUUACAAUGGCAUCGCCUCCAUUGAUGUACCACGGGGCAAUCAGUAAACUGGACUGUGAGGAUCUGCUGGGGAAGAAGGGAAAGGAUGGAGCCUACCUCAUCAGAGACAGCGAAACAAUCCAAGGAGCCAUGUGUCUGUGUGUCUAUAAAAAGAAGGUGGUGUAUACCUACAGAAUCCUCCAGACCCACACUGGAAGCUACACCCUGCAGACAGCAUCUGGUGUAGAGGAGAAAUUUUUUAAGACGUUAGAGGAGCUGGUCCGCCAUUAUAAGCGUCGGAGGCAGGGAUUGGCUCAGCAUCUGCGCCACUCAGUCAAGCGGAAGACACUGCUACAACUUCCCGCCCCCAAUGUCAUUGACGAGGUGCCUGAUUAUGAAAAUGUGGAUGCAUCAGACUACGUUGUUGUCCUGCCCUCUUGAUUCAGCAGCACACCCCUGACCUACAUCAUCUAUGAGCCUGUAAAUAUCUAGGUGUGGUGCCUGCAGACAGGUUUUUAUUUUAUUUUUUUAAUCCUAAUGCCAGGGGCAUGGAUGGAGGGUUUUGCUCUAAAUGCCAGAUGAGCUGGUCAAAUGUUAGCCCAUAGGGCCUGUCUAAUUCAUUUUUUUUAAACUAAAUUAUCAUUAUCUGGCUAAUACUGUAAUUGGGGCCUCUAAGGAAAAAAAUGGGCUGGUGUGUUAGAAAUGCCAGGGCUGAUUUUUGGUCUCAGUCCGCCUCUUCCUUAUGCAAUGUGUUGUGUGCUGUUCUGUGUGCUAGGGAUACUGAGAUUGUCAGAGAGAAUAGUGUUUGUCUGGUUGUUGAAGUGGAAGUUAAAAUCAAAUUUUAUUUGUCACAUACAACGUGUGUAGACUUACUGUGAAAUGCUUGCUUACGAGCCCUUCCCUACUAUGCUGAGUCAAAAUAUAUAUACAGUGCCUUGCGAAAGUAUUCGGCCACCUUGAACUUUGCGACCUUAUGCCACAUUUCAGGCUUCAAACAUAAAGAUAUAAAACUGUAUUUUUUUGUGAAGAUUCAACAACAAGUGGGACACAAUCAUGAAGUGGACCGACAUUUAUUGGAUAUUUCAAACUUUUUUAACAAAUCAAAAACGGAAAAAUUGGCCGUGCAAAAUUAUUCAGCCCCUUUACUUUCAGUGCAGCAAACUCUCUCCGGAAGUUCAGUGAGGAUCUCUGAAUGAUCCAAUGUUGACCUAAAUGACUAAUGAUGAUAAAUACAUUCCACCUGUGUGUAAUCAAGUCUCCGUAUAAAUGCACCUGCACUGUGAUAGUCUCAGAGGUCCGUUAAAAGCGCAGAGAGCAUCAUGAAGAACAAGGAACACACCAGGCAGGUCCGAGAUACUGUUGUGAAGAAGCUUAAAGCCGGAUUUGGAUACAAAAAGAUUUCCCAAGCUUUAAACAUCCCAAGGAGCACUGUGCAAGCGAUAAUAUUGAAAUGGAAGGAGUAUCAGACCACUGCAAAUCUACCAAGACCUGGCCGUCCCUCUAAACUUUCAGCUCAUACAAGGAGAAGAUUGAUCAGAGAUGCAGCCAAGAGGCCCAUGAUCACUCUGGAUGAACUGCAGAGAUCUACAGCUGAGGUGGGAGACUCUGUCCAUAGGACAACAAUCAGUCGUAUAUUGCACAAAUCUGGCCUUUAUGGAAGAGUGGCAAGAAGAAAGCCAUUUCUUAAAGAUAUCCAUAAAAAGUGUUGUUUAAAGUUUGCCACAAGCCACCUGGGAGACACACCAAACAUGUGGAAGAAGGUGCUCUGGUCAGAUGAAACCAAAAUUGAACUUUUUGGCAACAAUGCAAAACGUUAUGUUUGGUGUAAAAGCAACACAGCCCAUCACCCUGAACACACCAUCCCCACUGUCAAACAUCAUGGUUUGGGCCUGCUUUUCUUCAGCAGGGACAGGGAAGAUGGUUAAAAUUGAUGGGAAGAUGGAUGUAGCCAAAUACAGGACCAUUCUGGAUGAAAACCUGAUGGAGUCUGCAAAAGACCUGAGACUGGGACGGAGAUUUGUCUUCCAACAAGACAAUGAUCCCAAACAUAAAGCAAAAUCUACAAUGGAAUGGUUCAAAAAUAAACAUAUCCAGGUGUUAGAAUGGCCAAGUCAAAGUCCAGACCUGAAUCCAAUCGAGAAUCUGUGGAAAGAACUGAAAACUGCUGUUCACAAAUGCUCUCCAUCCAACCUCACUGAGCUCGAGCUGUUUUGCAAGGAGGAAUGGGAAAAAAUGUCAAUCUCUCGAUGUGCAAAACUGAUAGACAUAUACCCUAAGCGACUUACAGCUGUAAUCGCAACAAAAGGUGGCGCUACAAAGUAUUAACUUAAGGGGGCUGAAUAAUUUUGCACGCCCAAUUCUUCAGUUUUUGAUUUGUUAAAAAAGUUUGAAAUAUCCAAUAAAUGUCAUUGCACUU